GGAAGAUUGGAAAUGCAGCUCUGGAGUUUGCUGCUGCCUCUUGCGCUUCUCUGUACAGCCCUAGCCAGUGGACCCGAAUGUGGGAUGGACGAGCGCUCCCGCAGGGCACGAAGGGACACCAGGCACAGCCGCCAGCUCCUCCACACUGCCCCGGGCACCUGUGCCACCAGGUUAGCCCGAGGAAGGCGCUCCACUGCUGGGCUGGAGCCUGGGCAUGUCCCCCGCAGGAGGCAACAGCGGGAGGUAAAGGACGAAGAGGAGUCCCUUACCCCGAGCAGGGCGCUCUAUUUCAGUGGCCAAGGUGAUCAGCUGCGGCUGAAGGCAGAUAUUGAGCUGCCCCGAGAUGCCUUCACUUUGCAAGUGUGGCUGAAAGCCGAAGGAGGACAGAGAUCUCCGGCUGUCAUUGCAGGACUGUAUGACAAAUGUUCUUACACCUCCCGCGACCGAGGAUGGGUCCUGGGGAUUAACACCGUCAGUGACCAGGGGAACAGAGACCCCCGCUAUUUCUUCUCCCUGAAGACGGACCGUGCCCGCAAAGUGACCACCAUCGUGGCACACCGCAGCUACCUCCCCAACCAGUGGGUGCACCUGGCUGCCACCUACGACGGGCACCUGAUGAGGCUCUACGUGAACGGCGCCCAGGUGGCCACGAGCGGAGAGCAGGUGGGCAGCAUCUUCAGCCCCCUGACCGUGAAGUGCAAGGUGCUCAUGCUCGGGGGGAACGCCCUGAACCAGAACUAUCGGGGAUACGUGGAGCACUUCAGCCUCUGGAGGACAGCCCGGUCUCAAAAGGAGAUCUUGUUGGACAUGGACCAGGCGGUUCACAGGCAAGACACGCCCCUACCUCAGCUAGUCCUUCAAGACAGUUUACUGAAUGUGAAAAGCACCUGGUCUCCCAUGAAGGAUGGCAGCAGUCCCAAGCUCAAGUUCAGCUACCACCACGGCUACUUGCUGGACACCAGCCUGGACCCUCCUCUCUGCGGGCAGACGGUCUGCGACAACACCGACGUCAUCGCCAGCUACAACAAGCUGCCGCGGUUCCGCCGCGACAAAAUCGUGCGGUACCGCGUGGUGAACCUCUACGACGACAAACACCAGAACCCCACCGUCAGCCAGCAGCAGAUCGACUUCCAGCACCAGCACCUGAACGAGGCGUUCAGCCGCUACAACAUCACCUGGGAGCUGGAGGUGCUGGAGGUGAUGAACUCUUCGCUUCGCCACCGCCUCAUCCUGGCCAACUGCGACAUCAGCAAGAUCGGGGAUGAGAACUGUGACCCUGAGUGCAACCACACCUUGACUGGCUACGACGGAGGGGACUGCAGGCACGUGCGGCACACGCUCUUCAACAAGAAGAAGCAGAACGGGGUGUGUGACAUGGAUUGUAAUUACGAGAGGUACAACUUCGAUGGGGGGGAGUGCUGUAACCCGGAGAUAACAGAAGUCACCAAGACCUGCUUUGACCCAUAUUCUCCUUACAGGGCAUACUUAGAUGUCAAUGAACUAAAGAACAUACUCAAACUGGAUGGAUCCACACACCUCAACAUCUUCUUUGCCAAUUCCUCUGAGGAGGAGCUGGCUGGAGUGGCAACUUGGCCCUGGGACAAAGAAGCCUUGAUGCAUCUAGGUGGCAUUGUGCUGAAUCCCUCCUUCUAUGGAAUCCCUGGCCACACUCACACGAUGAUCCACGAAAUCGGGCACAGCCUGGGGCUCUAUCACGUCUUCCGGGGGAUCUCCGAGAUCCUCUCCUGCAGCGACCCGUGCAUGGAAACUGAGCCCUCCUUCGAGACUGGGGACCUGUGCAGUGACACCAACCCUGCUCCCAAGCACAAGCUGUGUGGGGAUCCCGGGCCUGGCAAUGACACCUGUGGCUUUCACAGUUUCCUGAACACGCCCUUCAGUAACUUCAUGAGCUACGCAGACGAUGACUGCACCGACUCCUUCACUCCCAACCAGGUGGCCAGGAUGCACUGCUACCUGGACCUCGUCUACCAGAGCUGGCAGCCCACCAAGAAACCGGCUCCUGUUGCCAUUGCCCCCCAGAUCGUGGCUCGGACCUCCACCUCUGUCACUCUGGAGUGGUUCCCACCCAUCGACGGCCACUUCUUUGAAAGAGAAGUGGGAUCAGCAUGUGAUCUGUGUGCGGAAGGAAGAGUCCUGGUGCAAUACGCCUUCAGCGCCUCGUCCCCCAUGCCCUGCGAUCCCUCGGGGCACUGGAGCCCACGGGAGGCAGAAGGGCACCCUGAUGUGGAGCAGCCUUGUAAAUCCAGCGUCAGGACGUGGAGUCCCAACUCGGCAGUCAACCAACACACGGUGCCCCCAGCCUGUCCCGAGCCCCAGGGCUGCUACCUGCAGCUGGAGUUCCGUUAUCCCCUGACUCCAGAGUCUCUCACAAUCUGGGUGACAUUUGUUUCCCCGGACUGGGACUCCAGUGGAGCAGUGAAUGACAUCAAGUUGCUCACCGUCAGCGGGAAGAACAUUUCUCUGGGGCCGCAGAACGUCUUCUGCGACAUCCCACUGACCAUAAAGCUGGAUGCAGGACGGGUGGGCGAGGAGGUGUAUGGAAUCCAGAUCUACACCCUGGAUGAGCACCUGGAAAUCGAUGCUGCCAUGCUGAGCUCUGUCCCCCACAGCACGCUGUGUGCAGACUGCAAACCCAUCCAGUACAAAGUGGUUCGGGACCCUCCUUUCCAGUCUGGAUCUCCAGUUGUCAUCUCAAACCUCAGCAGGAGAUAUGUUGACACGGAGCUGAGUGACAGGACCACGUACACGUACCAGGUCGUCAUUGUUUCCGGGAUGGAGGAGAGUGAACCUUCCCCUGCUCUCGUCUAUAUCUCUGGAAGUGGAUACUGUGGAGAUGGGAUUAUCCAAAUAGAACUGGGGGAAGAAUGUGAUGACAUGAAUAAGAUCAACGGGGAUGGCUGCUCCCUGUUCUGCCUGCAGGAGUUGUCCUUCAACUGCAUCGAUGAACCCAGCAGGUGCUACUUCCACGAUGGUGAUGGAGUGUGUGAGGAAUUUGAGCAGAUGACCAGCAUCAAAGACUGUGGCGUUUACACCCCCAAAGGCUUCCUCGAUCAAUGGGCUUCCAACGUCUCCGUCUCGCAUCACAGUGACCAGCAGUGCCCAGGAUGGGUGGUCAUCGGUCAGCCAGCAGCCACCCAGGUGUGUCGGACUAAGGUGAUUGACUUGAAUGAUGGUGUCUCCCAGUACGCCUGGUACCCCUGCACAGCCAACUUCCAGUACUCCCACAUGACACAGACCAUUUUCUGGCUCAAGGCUUAUUUUUCCCAGCCUAUGGUAGCUGCAGCAGUCCUAGUUCACCUGGUCACUGAUGGGACCUAUUACCUGGAUCAGAAGCAGGAGACCAUUGGUGUGCAGCUGUUUGACACCAAAGAGCAAAGCCACGAUCUUGGUGUCCACGUCCUGAGCUGCAGGAACAAUCCCCUGAUUAUCCCCGUCAUCCAUGACCUCAGUCACCCUUUUUAUCACACCCAGGCUGUCCUCAUUAGCUUCAGCUCCCAGUUUGUGGCCAUCUCCGGGGUGGCCCUGCGUUCCUUCCACAACUUCGACCCUAUCACCAUCAGCAGCUGCCAGCGAGGACAGACCUACAGCCCGGCGGAGCAGAGCUGUGUCCACUACUCCUGUGAAGCCACGGACUGCCAGAAGCUGGAGAUCGAGCACGCAGUGCUGAACUGCACCGGCGGCUGGUACAACGGGGCCCAGUGCAACGUGAGCUGCAGGACCGGCCACAUCCUGCACGUCCACAGGGAUGAUGAUCUCAUCAAGAGCCAGAUGGAGUCCAGCAUCACCAUGACUUGCGUGGAUGGGAAGUGGAACAAGCAGGUGACCUGCGAGCCUGUGGACUGCGGUGUCCCAGACCAGUACCACGUCUACCCAGCCACCUUCAACUGCAGCGAGGGGACCACCUUUGGCAAGAAAUGCUCCUUCACUUGCCGACCUCCUGCUCUUCUGAAAGGAAACAACAGCAACUUGACCUGCAUGGAGGAUGGGCUGUGGUCCUUUCCAGAGGCCCUGUGUGAGCUGAUGUGCCGAGCACCCUCCGUCGUCCCUAAUGCAGAUCUCCAGACUUCUCGUUGCCGAGAAGACAAGCACAAAGUGGGCUCGUUUUGCAAGUACAAGUGCAAACCAGGUUACCAUGUCCCUGGAUCCUCCAGAAAAUCGAGAAAGCGAGCCUUCAAGAUCCAGUGCACACAGGAUGGCACGUGGCUGCCAGGUGCUUGUGUGCCCGUUACUUGUGACCCGCCACCUUCCAAGUUCCACGGGCUCUACCAGUGCUCCAACGGCUUCCAGUUCAACAGCGAGUGCCGGAUCAAGUGUGAGGAUGAUGACAGUCAGUCGGGCCGUGGAAGCAACGUGAUUCACUGCAGGAAGGAUGGCACGUGGAGCGGCUCCUUCCACCUGUGCAGGGAGAUGCAGGGGCAGUGCACUCUGCCCACCCAGCUCAACAGCCACCUGAAGCUCCAGUGCGCCGGCGGCUACGGAAUAGGCACAGAGUGUACCACCUCAUGUCUGGAUCACAGUCACGAGCCCAUCCUCCUGCGCGUGAACGAGACCGUGCAAGACAUCCAGCACUGGAUGAACCCUCAGAGAGUGAAGAGCGUUGUCUGCACGGCAGGACUAAAGUGGUAUCCUCACCCUUCCCUGAUUCAUUGUGUCAAAGGCUGUGAGCCUUUCAUGGGGGACAACUACUGUGACUCCAUCAACAACCGAGCCUUCUGCAACUAUGAUGGUGGGGACUGCUGCGCCUCAACAGUCAAGACCAAAAAGGUUACACCAUUUCCUAUGUCCUGUGACCUACAAGGAGAGUGUGCUUGCCGGGACCCCAACGCCCAAGAGCACAACCAGAAAGACCUCCGUGGCUUCAGUCUUGGGUAAUGCCAAGCGACGUGGAAUGGAGGACCACACUGCUCAAGGCAGGCUAGGAGAGACACCACAUCCCUUUUGGUAUCGUUUUUAACAUUUAGCUGCUCAACUGGAUGGCGUUUCUGCACCAGGGACCCUUAGAAUUCAACCAGUCUGCCUUUAAUUUUUGUCCAAGGAGAACUAAAGUAGGGGUUUAUGUAUUAACUAUAUCUUAAAUAGUGAUGACGAGAAACAACCAACCAAGAGUCAAGUCGAGAAGACUUUCAUGUAUCAAAACAGCAUGUUAUGCCCACCUAAUUUGAACAGUUCAUAUCUAGAUUCAAGGCGAGAAACAAACUAUUUAUGUACACAUAUUUAUAGAAAUAAGUAGAGAAAGAGAGAAAGAGUGAGAGAUUAUGAUCAACGCAAAAACACUUUCCCCUCCCCAGCACUCACAACUCAGACCAUUCAUGGGAGAGGCUGUGCUCUUGGAGGACUCCAAGCUGAGCCUUUUCUGAUGCUGAAUGCCAAGGUAUCACAUGCUCGGGGCACUGAGGUUGGGGUAGGAUCUCCACAGGGCUGGGCCUCUUGGCAAGUGACCUGCCAGACGCCCAGCCAGCUCGAGAUGUGGGAUGCAUCUGCUCCUCACAGGAAUGCUAAUUCCAGCCAGGGAGCUCAGCAGACUGCAGUGGCCUUUCUGUACAGCUCCUCCUUCUCCCCCUGCUGCCCUCAAAAAGCCAACAAAAAGCCCCUUUGUAGCCUGAAGGGCUUCUGGGACGUUUCUGUGUGGAGAUGGGCAGGUGGUCCCAUGGUGGAGUCAGGGAGUGGGGAGUCUAAGGACUGGCAUUGAGGAAUGUGGAUGGAUGAUUGUUUCUGAGGAGCAGAGAGGGUAACUCACGCCCGCACUUGUCAUUUGAGCAUGUCUGCUGCUGCUACUCCUGCUGCUAUGUCCCAUUCAACUAGUAUCCUUACUGUGUCAGGACAGGGUGAAAAACAACCCCAUGCAACCAAACAGUCUGCCUUAAAGCUUACCUACAACCUGCCUUUCAAACCCUCUGGUCUCUUCCUCAGCAUUGGGGCAAGAAAAAAGGACACCAGCCAGCCAAAGAAAUCUGCUUUCUGGUCUCCACCCAGCCAAGUGGUUCUCGAGACCUCCCCCACCCCACUCUUACAGUGGUCUCUAUCUGACAACUGCUUCAUGCUCCUGUUUUUUCAGGAGAGGGGAAGAGGAGGAGACACAUGCCAAGGGGGAAGGAUCACAGGAGAUAGUAUUAGAAUUUUGGCCAUAUUUGUCAGUAUUAAGCUGCCAGGGCAGUGGGUCAGACCCUUUUAACAAACCAGGAGCUUAGCUGCUUGUAAUCUUCCAGAACGAAGGGCAUUAGCUGCAGCAGAUCUCACACUUCCCUGCCAUCCUUCUGUUUCAGUCCAGAGGGGAACAUGUUGUGCCAGAUCCUUGGUGAUUCUUUUCAUCACAGGGUUCAUCACACAGAGCCACUGAGAUGCCCAGGGCAUCUAGUGCUGCCACUGCUGCUACAACCCAUCCCAUGGAAAUCCCAGAGAUCUUUCCAGUGUGGCUUGGGCAUGUAUCUGCUGUUUCCAGCUCCUGCUAGGAAGAACACACAUCCAAAAGAGCAUCCUUCCAAAGUGUUGGGUCUGCCUGUUCCUUGGGACUCUCCUGACUUUUACAGUCUACUAGGUAAGGACAGGUUGAAAGAUUUUUCCCUACUUCUGCUUGAUUGAACAUUUAGGCACUGGGGCAAGUCAGAACGGUAAGGGGAGGGGUCAUUUGGCUCAUGAAGAUGGAUGUAAAAAUGGGUAGGAGAGCUAGAAAUGGAAAACUGAUAAGAGUGGUAGGUGCAAGGAACCAGACUCUUGGUACCCACUGUUGGGGUUGUUUCUAUUGGAAUAAACCAGAGAUGAAUCUCAAGAACUAAAAUGCAGAGACCUGGAGAGGUGAUUGUUGUUAGAAGGUGAGGAGCUGUCUGUUGGGAAGCUCCAGUUAUUCCUGGAGAAGGCCUGGCCAUGGGAGCUGUGAGGAUGGCUCUGCCCCCACCAUGCAGGGGUGUAUUGGAAAGGGAGGUGCAGUGGGAUCAGGGCUCUUUCCAUGGAGUCAGACUGAGCAUCCUCUAGUGUAGAGAACAGUGGCAUAAUCUUCCACUUUUGCCCCUUGCCAUCUAACAUGGGAAGUAAAUAACUGUGGAAAGGUUGUUGUUCUCUUCUGGUCCCUUCAUCCUCCCUUUUUUUGUUGGCAGUUUGUUCAUGUGCCAUCCAGCCCAUGAGAAGAGCUCACAACCCCAAAAGCCUUUCAGGCUGCCAAAGCAUCAUGCCCUCAAUGCCUGAGGCAUCUGGGCAUGAUCUUCCCUCUCCACCCCACCUGGGUUUCACCCUGGCAGGGAGCCUCAGUUCAGGUCCUGCAUGCAUCCUGAAGAUGCCUUUCCCAGUUACGGAGCUCAGCAUGGAGGAGAUUUCCCAUCUGCUUCUCCCACCCCGGACAGUGCCCAGGAGAGACAGGUCUGUACAGGCAUUAUUGCCACUUGCUGCUGUGGGCUCCCAGGAGCUCGGGGCCAGCUGAGCCCCUCAGGCCAGCCAGGGCCAGCCCCUGCUCGCCGAGCUGGAGACCUUCUCAGCUCAAGGGAGUUGGUGGCUUCUCAUCAGCACAGCCUCCCACCUCAGCUUCACUCCUGCAGUCCUGGGGUGCCCCAACUCCCUUUCCCACGGGCAGGCUUUCCAUGCUGCUAUUUGAUUUUUUUUUUCUAACUACCACGUUGGCACUGUCCAUCUCCUCCAGCAGGGCUGACAGGACUGGGAGCAGGAAAAGUUCUGCUCUGAGUCAUGUUAAAUCCAAUGACUUUUUUUAUUUUUUUCCAUUAGGGCAAAGCUUUGCCCUCUGUGUUUCAGGUGCUGUGUGUACCAUGCACCCAGAGGGAUAUGGAUAGGGGAGCCACGGGACACAGGAAACUGCUCAGCUCUUGUCCCCUGUGCUCCCAACCUUAGGCAAGGCCAGCUGGAUGGCCUUGCAGCAUCUACCACUGUUUGGGCUUCAAAUGCCCAGUGGACUCCUAGGAAAGACCCUCUGUGACUGUGGUGGCCGUUGGGUGGGAAGUGGGAGGGACAUCACCCCUGAGUCAGCGGCAUAGGGAAACAUCAAACCAGAAGUCUGGGGGAAGAGAAGAGGUGCUCAUACUGGUGAAAUUUAGCUGCUCAUAAAGUCCAGGUCACAUUAGUGCCAAGAUCUUCUCUGUCACAGAUAGUGAGCCAGGGCUGCACCUUACCUGGGGCCACCAGCCAGCUCCUGGCUCUGGGUGAUGUCCACGGCCAGGGGGAAGGGAAAGCUGGAGCAGAAAGCGGUGAACAUGGUGGGGUGGGAAACUCCAAUCAGCUGCUACCCCUCUCCCUCCCCACCCUCUGGCAGAUGGGCUGAGCUGGUGUCCUCCUGCUUUUCUUGCGUCUUCUGCUGUCCCACCCAGGCUGAGAAAGGAGGAUGGCACCAGAGGACUCUUGGAAUCGGGUUCCAGCUACCUCCCUUCCGGUUUCGGUUUCACUUGGUUGUAACUGUCGGUUUGUUCUAGGUUUUACCUGUGUUUAAGAAAAAAAAAAAGAAAAAAAAAGGGAAAAAAAAAAGAGAGAGAGAGAGAGAGAGAGAGAAAAAGAAAGCCCGAUAGCCAACAAAAGUUUCUUGCUGCGACUGAUUCAAAUGGGAAAAAAAAAAUAACAAGUGAGGCUUUACAGAGAGGGAUAAAAGAGGAAAAAAAAAAAAACAUAAAAAAGGAGAAAAGGAAAAGAAAAUCUGCAUAAUCCAAAUCCAAGAAGAGCAAAGCCUAUUUUUGUGUGUUUGAAAGGAAAACACCGAUUCUGCCAGCUGAGUAGAGAGCUAGAUACUAAGUGUAGAUUUCCCUAGAAGUACCGUGAGGUUUUAUAACAUUGUCUGGUUUUGUUUUCCUCGUGCGUUGUGAUAAAUCCAGGAACUAAGGCUAAGGGGUUUUUCCCCUGGUAUAUUGUUGUUUGUAGGGGGAGGGGGGCGGAGUUUGGUUUUGUUUUUUUUUUUCCAGAUUAUUUUUUUAAGUGUGUAUUUGUGCUUAUUUUUACGUUAUCCAACUGUACAUACGCAUUUAACCAGUAUUUCACUGUGCUCUAAUUACUGCACUCAGAAGCACUGCACAGUCUGAAUCCCAGAGAGCUGAGAGAGACUAAGAGUGAGUGGGGAAGGAGAAAGCUGCUACCUGAGCAGACAGGUGAUUCCCAAAGGUGGGAAGCGGGGUGCCAACCAUCCCCUUCCCACACUCCGGCCGGUUGUUUCCAUUCGAGGCCAAGCUAGAAGACAGGAAGGGAUGGGGUGAAGUCAACCAUGGAUGGGGUGAAAGUCAGCCAAGGCCGGGAUGCUCAGAGGGGUUUCAGAGCUGGCGGUUUGGCCUUUGAACUGAUUUGGAUGUCGUGGAGAUUCCCAGCCUUUCAGCAGCAUCUUGCCCUCCCCUGCCCGAUCCCUGGAGGCCCCAGUGAGAGUUAUUGGGCACGUUCAUACCACUGGGAGAGGACCAUGUGCCCGGCAUAGAUACACUCCAGGUACCUCCAUGGUUGUGGGCCCCAUUUUGGUCUCAGUGGUGCAGCUGAAUGGAUUUACUUUACGUUUUUUUCCAUGUCAUCCCAUGCUGUGGGGAAGGCCAUCUCCCUGCUGGGGAUGCAGCAGUGCUCCUGCCUCCAGUUGACCUUAUAUGUUGGGCACACUGAAGCCCUGGGGACAGCCCCCUUUCACUGAAGGACCUUGACCACUGAGUUCAGUGGGAGCACGACCAAAACAUCAGCAGGAGCAGGUCCGGGUGGCCCAAGAUGUAUUUCCUUGGAGCUACGGUCAAUGUGGGCAAUAGGGGUUUGGUGUUGGGCUGUUCCUGCCACCUGGGGGGUUCAGAUCCCAGUUCAUUUUGGCAGGAGCAAAGUGAGGCUUCAUGUUUUGUCUCUGUCUUCGUUUGGCAAACUGAACUCUCCCCUUUUCACCGGAUCUACACAUCCAAGAUUCACUAAGAGUGAGAAUCGCUUCCUCUGAGGCCACACACAAGAGCUUGGGUUGGCUUCAGGUGUUCGAUGAGGAGCCUUGGUGCAACUUGGUGGUGGUGUUAGGUCCAGUUGUCUUUGGUUCCCAUUCUGGCUUAGUUUAGUCUUUUGGGUUUUUUUCAUUCUUUUGGUGAGGCCAUAGUUCAGCCACCAGUUUCCAUCUUCUGAGUGCAAAGAACCAGGGCUUUAACGAAACAUUUCACCAGCAAUUCAAGAGGGAAUUGGAACCAUUGCGGAGUUUGCAUUGUACGGCCUCUGUAAUUACGUACCUGUCUGCAGAUGAUGGGCUGAAUUUUGCUCCCAUCAAGUCAACACAGGUUUUUGUUGUUGUUGUUGACUUCCCUGGGAGCAGGAUUGAGCCGUACUAUAUAUAUAAAUAUAUAUAUAAAUAUAUAUAUGAUAUAUAUAUAAUAUUAUGUGUGUAAUAUUAUAUAUAUAUCAGUGUAAUAUUUACAAAUAAAACUGUGAUCUCGUCUAGAGAAAAAUGUAUUCAUAUUACCAACUGCUCUUCCAUAUUUAUGUAUCAUAUUGUAUCUUUUUAUUAUUGUUAUAAUUAUUAUGAUUAUUAUGGUUAUUAUUAUUAUUAUUAUGGAAUCUUUCUUGGCACCUUUUGGAAGCCAUGUCAACCAAUACUCCAAUGAAGUGCUGAGGAUCUAUUUUCACAAGAAUUCUACUGGUCUACUGUAUAAAAGAGAAAAGAAAAAAAAAAAAAAAGAAA
Molecule: messenger RNA, 10624 nt
Organism: Manacus vitellinus (golden-collared manakin)
Lineage: Eukaryota; Metazoa; Chordata; Aves; Passeriformes; Pipridae
Gene: PAPPA
Product: pappalysin 1
Exons: 22
Coding region: 13-4893 (1626 amino acids)
Molecular function (GO): metallopeptidase activity
Source: RefSeq, a predicted model, not a curated record